UUGAGUAGGUGAAAAGACGCAGAUCUGAGGGCCUGGACGUUGGCCGAAUGGUUAAAUCUAACCUUCAAACGAUACUGAAUAGUCAUUGUUUUGUCAGAGAAAAAGAGAGUAAUAUAUCCAAGAUGCCAGUGAUCGAAAUGACCCACAAUAAACCCGAGAGUGAAAGUCCCCGGCGGUGCUCCGGCUGUUGCAGUAACCCGUGUCCGGGGCCUCUGUGGUGCUCCGAUGCCCCUCUCCCACCCCUGAAGAUCCCAGGUGGGCGAGGGGACGAUCAGAGGGAUCACAAUCUUUCAGCUAAGAUAUUCUACUCUGAUGCUCAGUUGCUGGUUCUGGAGGAGUCACCCCCCCCCUCGAACGGCCGCGUGCGUUUCCUGCUCUUUGAGCCUCGGCACUUGGAAGGCAAACACAUCGUGUGGAGGGGGGCGCUGAAAGGAGCAAAUCUUUACAUCGAAAUUCCUCCCGGAGCUCUUCCGGAGGGCAGCAAGGACAGCUUUGCUCUCUUGCUAGAAUUCGCUGAAGAGAAACUUCAAGUUGAUCACGUUUUCAUCUGCUUCCAUAAGAAUCGUGAUGAUAGAGCAUCCCUACUGCGGACGUUCAGUUUCCUGGGCUUUGAGAUUGUGAGACCGGGCCAUCCCCUCGUCCCAACCCGCCCCGACGCUUUCUUCAUGGCUUACAGUAUCGAGAGAGACUCAUCCGACGACGAAUAACGCCGACCGCCUGCACGCGCUCACUCACUCACACACUCACACACACGCGCACACACACACAUUGAUUUGAUUACACUCAUGCACCAAAUGUUGUCAUUUCUCAAGAUAAAAUUAGCAACUCUUUGCAUUUGUUGUUUCCUGUGAAUUAUUUUUUUUGUUUUUGUUUGUGUUGCUCUUUCAGUGGUUGUGCUAUAUUAUGCUGAUAUUUGCACUAGUGAGAACCUGAAUUCCACUCGACGAAUAGAGCUCAAAAUUCUCGCCGCUGGGUUUUAAUUCCUAAACGAAUUUUCUUCCUUGUUAAUUCUCCCUCUCUUUCUUCAUAUCCAUAUAGACUUACCCUCUCCAUCUCUGGAAUGUCAUAUUUAUGGUUUAAAAUUCCCAUAAGACAAACUAUUGUAUGUAGUUUUUGUUUUCAUUGCUGUUUUUUUUCCAUGUUUAUAAUUUUUUUUUUUUUCUUACCGUGUGCAUGAAUCUUGGGGUUUUAGUUUAAGACAAUUGACCGAUCUGCAUGUUGUCACAGUACGCAGAAUAAAAUGCUUACUUUACUCCAAA
Molecule: messenger RNA, 1259 nt
Organism: Chanos chanos (milkfish)
Lineage: Eukaryota; Metazoa; Chordata; Actinopteri; Gonorynchiformes; Chanidae
Gene: oaz1a
Product: ornithine decarboxylase antizyme 1a
Biological process (GO): positive regulation of protein catabolic process
Cellular component (GO): cytoplasm; nucleus
Molecular function (GO): ornithine decarboxylase inhibitor activity
Source: RefSeq, a predicted model, not a curated record